AUUUAUUAGGUAACUACUCAAUUUAUUACAAAUCACUAUAAUAGGCGUCUGGAGUAUUGAGUAUUGCCACUUGCCAGUCAUAAGUUAACUCAAAAGUAAAAAACUGAAGUAACCAGCAACUAGUGCAACUAACUACCACGUCAGCUGACAUAUUAUUCUUAUUUUUUACAUAACCAUUUAUGCAGGUAGAUACUUAAAUAUGGCAUCAAAUUUGAUGAAAAUGGUAAAGUUCAAUAACGGUCAAUUAUAUCCAAUCUUAGGUUUGGGAACUUGGCAGGCAUCAGCAAUCAUUGACGACUCUCAACAAUUCAUCAAUUCUAUAAAAAAUGCAAUUGACAUAGGAUAUCGUCAUUUUGACUGUGCUGCCAUUUAUAACAAUGAAAAAUUAUUGGGAAAGGCUAUAAAUGAUAAAAUUUUAGAAGGUGUUAUUAAAAGAGAUGAACUAUUUAUCACUAGUAAGCUUUGGAAUGAUAAGCAUAGAUCUGAGCUGGUGGAAGAAGCAUUGAAGAAUACUUUGAAUGAUUUAUGUUUGAGUUAUGUAGAUUUAUAUCUAAUCCAUUGGCCUUUUGGAACUAGUGAAGAUUCUAAUGCUACUGACAGCGAAGGUCGGUUAUUAAGUUCUGGUAUCUCUUAUUUAGAAACUUGGAAAGCUAUGGAAGCCUGUGUUCAAAAAGGUCUCACAAAAUCAAUUGGAGUGUCAAAUUUCAAUAUUAAACAGUUAAAAGAUAUUUUAGAAAUAGCUACAAUUAAACCAGUUGUUAAUCAGGUUGAGUGCCAUCCUUAUUUAACACAAAAUAAACUGAAGGAGUUUUGUGAAAGUAAUGGUAUAUUACUAACUGGUUAUGCACCAUUAGGAUCAGCAAAAAGAUCAUGGGCAGGACCUGAAGAAGAUGCUAUUUUAGAUGAACCUAUUGUAAAACAAUUAGCUGAAAAGCAUAAGAAAACCAAUGCUCAAAUAUUAAUAAAGUUCCAAAUCCAAAGAGGUGUUAUAGUCAUUCCAAAGUCAUCCAAUCCAGAGAGGCAGAAAGAAAAUUUUGAUGUCUGGGAUUUUGAGUUAACUACACAAGAUAUAGGUCUACUCGAAUCCUUGAACAAAAAUGCUCGUUAUUUUGAAUUCAACACCGCAAAACAUUUGAAAGAUCACCCAUUCCUUGAUGAAGCCUAAUUUGAACAUUUGGAGAUAAACAUUUAACAUUUUGGCUAAAAUUAAUACUAUACUGCUUAUAAAUAUUAAAUAUAUUAAAAAUGUAUUUAACUUAAAAAUAUACAAGUUUACUACUACA
Acyrthosiphon pisum (pea aphid) is the source of this 1283-nucleotide messenger RNA. RefSeq names its product aldo-keto reductase family 1 member B1. The coding region runs from base 200 to 1165 and encodes 321 amino acids. Gene Ontology annotation, molecular function: oxidoreductase activity. Lineage: Eukaryota; Metazoa; Arthropoda; Insecta; Hemiptera; Aphididae. The record is from RefSeq and is a predicted model, not a curated record. The transcript is spliced from 8 exons.